CCCAAAAAACCACGAUAUAUGUUAUGAAAUUAAUUAGUCUUUUACGUUUUGUUAGCUACUUAUGAUGACACGGAUCUUGUUUAUGUAGGCUACAAGAGAGGCCUCUCUGUAACUGUGAUGAUAGCACUGGGACCAAAGACGUUGAGGCUGCUUCAACAACCACCAAAGGAUUGGAAGAAGAUGAGAGCUUAAAAACGGUUUUCUCUGGGCUUGAUAAUGUUAAGUUAGUGAUUCGCCUUUUGCCCAUAUGGACGAUGCUUCUCAUGUUCGCGGUCAUCUUCCAGCUGCCAGCAACCUUUUUCACCAAACAAGGUAUGACCAUGAAGCGAAACAUUGGGUCCAACUUCAGAAUCCCACCUGCAACCCUGCAAAGCACGAUCACGUUAUCCAUCAUCCUUCUUAUGCCAUUAUACGAUAAGAUUUUGAUACCUAUUACCAAGAGAAUCAAGAAUAACGGUAAAGGCAUCUCUGUGAUGGAGAGAAUGGGAGUAGGAAUGUUUCUAUCCAUCAUCGCCAUUGUUAUUGCGGCAAUAGUCGAAAGAAAAAGACUAGACAUAAGCCAAAAGAUGAAGACUUUACCUGAUUAUGACCCAGAAACCGUCCCACUGAGCAUCUUCUGGCUGCUCCCUCAGUAUAUACUCUUGGGAAUCUCGGAUAUUUUCACAGUCGUUGGUAUGCAAGAGUUUUUCUACAGCGAGGUACCUGUUAGAAUGAGAACAAUGGGAUUUGCACUCUACACAAGCGUUUUUGGUGUUGGAAGCUUUGUGAGCGCCGCGCUGAUCUCAGUCGUGGAGGCUUACUCGAGCUCAACAGGGGACUGCCAAAACUGGUUUGCAGAUGAUAUGUCGGAAGCUCGGCUUGACAAUUACUACUGGCUACUUGCUCUUACAAGUACAAUAAGCUUUGUGGUCUACAUAGUUCUAUGCAAGUUUUUCAAGAGUAGCAGUGAUCAAGGCGAUGAAAAAGAAGAAGCCCCUACUAAAUGAAAAGAAGACCAACUUCGAUUCCUUUGACACAGUCAGACUUAGAUAAUCCGUUUGCCACAAGAUUCCACGAUAGAUUACACUGUAGUGUAGUAGGUUUAGAACUAACUAGCGAACCAUGAAGAAAAGGAAGAACACUGUUCUCUACAAGAUCUUCUACUAUCAAAUGCAAAUGAUUCAACAUCAUUAUUA
Molecule: messenger RNA, 1175 nt
Organism: Camelina sativa (false flax)
Lineage: Eukaryota; Viridiplantae; Streptophyta; Magnoliopsida; Brassicales; Brassicaceae
Source: RefSeq, a predicted model, not a curated record